GAGCCCUCGGCCAAUGGGGGCGGGCGCCGUGCCGGGCGCGAAAACGGAGUGCGCCGAUUCGCUGCUGCGCGGGCGUUCCUCUCGGGCGGCCAAUGGGGUUGAUCGGCGGGAGGGGCGGCGCCGUUGCUGCCGGCGGGCGCCAUUGCUGCGGGUGAGGCGUGAGGAGUUGAGGGGUGGGGAAGCGGAGGGGAGGUCCGGAGCCAAGCGAGUUCCUUUCCGUUACGAGGUGAGGGCGGCGAUGGGUGCCGAGAUGGAACAGCCGGGAGAGGUGGUGGGCUCCGCCGGCGGCAGGGUGUACCUGGACCACAACGCCACCACCCCGCUGGCCCCGGAGGUCGCGCAGGCCGUGGACGAGGCGGCUCGUCGGGCCUGGGGCAACCCUAGCAGCUCCCACCCUGCAGGCAAGAAGGCCAAGGAGCUCAUCGAGAGCGCCCGGGAGAGCCUGGCGAGGCUGGUGGGGGGCCGGCCCGAGGACAUCAUCUUCACCUCGGGGGGCACGGAGGCUAACAACAUGGUCAUCCACACGGCCCUCAGGUACUUCCGAGAGAGCCAAGGGCAGGGCCGUGCCGUGCCGCACGUCGUGACAUCCAACGUGGAGCACGACUCCAUCCGCCUGCCGCUGGAGCAGCUGGUGAAGGAGAGCCUGGCAGAAACCACCUUUGUGCCGGUGUCCCCACGAAGCGGGCGGGCCGAAGUAGAUGAUGUUCUUGCGGCAGUGCGGCCCACCACCUGCCUAGUUACCAUCAUGUUGGCCAAUAAUGAGACAGGGGUCAUCAUGCCUGUUGCAGAGCUGAGUCAGCGCAUCCGUGCCUUCAACCAGAGGAGAGCGGCAGAGGGGCUGCCCAGGAUCCUGGUGCACACGGAUGCAGCACAGAUGAUUGGCAAGGGGCGUGUGGAUGUGCAGGAGCUGGGGGUGGAUUACCUCACUGUUGUGGGGCACAAGUUCUAUGGCCCACGGAUUGGCACACUGUAUGUGCGUGGUCCUGGCACCACCACCCCACUGCACCCCAUAUUCUUUGGAGGUGGGCAAGAAAGGAAUUUCCGACCAGGCACUGAGAACACCCCGAUGAUUGCUGGCCUUGGCAAGGCCGCAGAGCUGGUGAGCAGGAACUGGGAGGCCUAUGAGGCCCACAUGCGGGAUGUUCGGGACUACCUGGAGGCCAGGCUAGAGGCAUCCUUUGGGAAGAUGAGGAUCCACUUCAACAGCCAGUUUACAGGCUCCAAGCGACUCUGCAACACCUGCAAUGUCUCUAUCUUGGGCUCAGGCCUUCAAGGGCGCAGGGUGCUGUCUCACUGCAAGAUCCUUCUCGCCAGUGUUGGGGCUGCCUGCCACUCUGAGAAAGGAGAUCGGCCCUCCUCGAUUCUGCUGAGCUGUGGGAUCCCCUGCGACGUGGCGCAGAACGCCUUGCGGCUGAGUGUGGGGCGAGACACCACCCGCGCGGACGUGGACCUGGUUGUGCAGGACCUUGUGCAGGCUGUGGCACAGCUUGGCAAGGACCAAGCCUCAUAGGCCCCAGGAGUCACUCCUUGCCUUCACCCAGGUUCUUGGGUGGGCAGAGCUCCUGUUGCUGGCUCCACGUGCUCUGAAAAGAAGUGGCUGUUGCAGGUGCCCUGAAGUGUGCCAGGGCCCGAGGAAACGUGUCACCCCUGCGUGGCCAAGGCAGUUCUGACAUUAGGAGGACAUGGGUGUCAAAUGCAUUGGGAGUGCUGCAGCUGGGCUGACUGAUUUCUGGGAAACUGGUCUUCUGAUAUUCAUAGGAAUAAAAGUGAUUGCCACUGCUGUGGCAUUUUCUCAUGUAAAA
Molecule: messenger RNA, 1802 nt
Organism: Lagopus leucura (white-tailed ptarmigan)
Lineage: Eukaryota; Metazoa; Chordata; Aves; Galliformes; Phasianidae
Gene: SCLY
Product: selenocysteine lyase
Exons: 12
Coding region: 14-1510 (498 amino acids)
Source: RefSeq, a predicted model, not a curated record